CAGCCCGGCGUCCGCCUCGCCGCCUCGCUCGCCCCGGCUCUGGCCGCUGCGCCCGCCAGUCUCGAGAGGUAGGAAGAGCCUGCUGCCCGCCAGCCUCCGUGGACCCCUCGGACCCCGCCGGUCCCGCCCUGCCCGCUGACCGGGAGCGCAGGUGGAGCUGCGGUGCCCUCUCUCUCGCCGCUGGGUGCCCAGCCUCCGCUUCAGGGCACACUCGGAGAACAAUCACGGUUUGGAUGUGAGAAAGGACAUGAGGAGACCAAAGACCUGGGAUUUUGCCGUUCAGAAUGAAACAAAUGUUGAAAGAUUUUUCAAAUCUACUCUUGGUGGUACUUUGUGACUAUGUUCUUGCAGAAGCUGAAUAUCUCCUCCUGGGAAAGCCUGGCCAUGUAGCACUAAGCAACAACACAGUAUCUGUGGACUUCCAGUAUUUCAGUGGUGCCAAUGGGACGCUGAGGAACGUAUCUGUCCUGUUGUUGGAGGCCAACACCAAUCAGACUGUUACCACCAAGCACCUCCUGACCAACCAAUCCCGGGGAACACUUGAGUUUGAAUGCUUCUACUUCAGGGAGGCGGGAGACUACUGGUUCACCAUGACUCCAGAUGCGGCAGACAACAGCACUCCAGUUCGCCUGUGGGAGCGAAAUGCCUUCCUCAAGGUGGAGUGGCCUGUCUUUCACGUGGACUUGAAUAGGACGUCCGAGGCAGCAGAAGGCACCUUCCAGGUGGGCCUUUUUACCAGGCAGCCCCUGUGCUCAUUCCCUGCGGACCAGCCUGACAUCUUGGUGGAUGUUAUCUUUACCAACAGCCUUCCCGAGGCAAGAACAAGUCCAGGAGAGCCACUGGAGAUACGAACCAGCAAGACAACACAGCUCUCUCAAGGUCAGUGGGUUGAAUUUGGCUGUGCACCCGUGGGGCCGGAAGCCUACGUCACUGUGGUGCUGAAGCUGCUUGGCCAAGACUCCGUCAUUACCUCCACGGGACCCAUUGACCUGGCCCGGAAAUUUGGGUACAAACUGGUGAUGGUGCCAGAACUCAUGUGUGAGUCAGCGGUGGAGGUGUUGGUGCUGCCCCCGCCAUGCGUCUUCGUCCAGGGAGUGAUCGGGGUCUUCAAGGAGGCCCCCCGACGCCCUGGGGAAGGGACCAUCCGGCUAGCUGAAAGCAGCCUGACCUUGGGAGAGAGGAGAACAGUAUUCAACUGCACUUUGUUUGACAUGGGGAGGAAUAAAUACUGCUUUGAUUUUGGCGUUUCAAGCGGAAGCCAUUUUUCCACAAAGGAGAGGGAGUGCAUGCUAAUUCAGAGAAACAUAGAAACUUGGGGGCUAUGGCAGCCGUGGAGCCAGUGUAGUGCCACGUGUGGGGAUGGUGUCAGAGAGCGACGCCGCGUGUGCCUGACUUCCUUCCCCUCCAGACCUGGCUGCCCUGGAGUGUCCAUGGAGACCUCCCUGUGUUCCCUGGAGGACUGUGCUGCUUUCCAGCCAUCCAGUGCGUCCCCUCUUCAGCCCCAGGGUCCGGUGAAGUCCAACAACAUCGUGACCGUUACUGGGAUUUCCUUGUGCUUGUUCAUCAUCCUCGCCACGGUCCUCAUCACGCUGUGGCGGAAGUUCGGCCGCUCCCCGAAGUGCCGCCCGCCCGCUCGGCACAACUCCGUCCACUCCCCCAGCUUCCGGAAGAACUCCGAUGAGGAGAACAUCUGCGAGCUGAGUGAGCCACGCGGGAGCUUCUCCGACGCCGGCGACGGGCCCGCGGGGGGCUCGGGGGACGUAGGCAUCCCCCUGACCUACCGGCGCAGCCCGCCCGCGGCUCCCGAGGACGACGCCUCUGGCAGCGAGAGCGUGCAGUCCAGCGCCCAGAAGAUCAUCCCGCCGCUGUUCAGCUACCGCCUGGCCCAGCAGCAGCUGAAGGAGAUGAAGAAGAAGGGCCUGACGGAAACCACCAAGGUGUACCACGUGUCUCAGAGUCCCCUGACAGACACGGCCAUCGACGCCGCCACGCCCCCCUUAGACGUGGACAGCCCAGACGAAGCCGCCGCAAACAAGUUCCGAAUCAAAUCCCCGUUUCUGGAGCAGCCCGCGGGCGGUGCCGCGGCCAGGCCCCCCUCCAGGCUGGACCCCCCGGUGCGUCCGGCCAGUUGCGCCGUCAGCCCGAGCCAGACGGUGAUCCGCAAGUCCGCGCUGAGGCACGGCGGCGGCAGAGGGGCGCUGCCGGAGAGGGGCCACCCCCGGGGCUCCCACUUCAGGAGGACCGCUAGUUUUCACGAAGCCAAGCAGGCCCGGCCGUUCCGGGAGAGGAGCAUGUCCACUCUGACGCCACGGCAGGCCGCCUACACUUCUAGGACGCGGACCUGGGACCAGACCGAAGACAGACUUCGGCCACACAGUCGAGGCGCUGCUCCGUUUCCGGAGAAACCGGAAGGGGCGGGUGCAACCAGAGGUCCAUUAAACCCUCCCCCUAAAUCCUACACUCUGGGGCACCCCAUGAGGAAACCGGACCUGGGGGAUAGCCAGGCAGGCUUCGUGGUAGGAGGUGAGAGAACUGAGCCUCACAGAGCUCGGAGGGGCCCGUCCCCCAGUCACAGGGGUGCCUCGAGGAAGCAGCCUUCCCCCACUGCCUCCAAAGAUAGCUACCAGAGGGUCAGCCCUCUGAGCCCUUCUCAGGGUAGAAAAGACAAGUGUCAGAGCUUCCCAGCCCACCCUGAGUUCGCCUCCUAUGACAAUACGUCAUUUGGCCUCACUGAGGCCGAGCAGAGGAUGCUGGACCUCCCGGGCUAUUUUGGGUCAAAUGAGGAGGAUGAAACCACAAGUACUCUCAGUGUGGAGAAGCUGGUCAUCUAGACCCAGAUCAGCCCGAGACUUCAUACAGUUGGGGUCCUUUGCCCAGCUCCUGGCAUCAGCUGUUCACUGAGCUCUAUGGACUGUUUUGUGUAGCUAUUUGUACAUUAGGAUUGGGUGGGGAGGGAGUAACUCAAGUGUGUGCAUGUGUUUUAAUUCAUAAGGAAGAAGUUACUUAUCCUGCACUUUUCCCUUUGUUAUCCUCGUUCUGUUGGUUUAUUACUAAUAACCACAAUAAUAAAAAUUAAACAAGAGUGAAA
Molecule: messenger RNA, 3088 nt
Organism: Suricata suricatta (meerkat)
Lineage: Eukaryota; Metazoa; Chordata; Mammalia; Carnivora; Herpestidae
Gene: THSD1
Product: thrombospondin type 1 domain containing 1
Exons: 5
Coding region: 285-2831 (848 amino acids)
Cellular component (GO): cell surface; cell periphery
Source: RefSeq, a predicted model, not a curated record